AUGGGACCCGGCGGCGGGGUCCCGCGCGCGAGGCGCCGGGCGCCCCCUCGCGCUCUCGCUCCCUCCCGGGCGGCCGGGAGGGCGUGGAAGAGGAGGGUCUCCUCCGUCCGUGCCGGUCGCUGCGGACCGCCGCCCUCGCGCGCCUUCCCGCCCCACCGUGUGCGUGUACCCGAGCCGCCUCCGCCCGUCCACCGAGGCGCUGCCCGCCCCGAGCGGUCUUGCUCUCUUUCCUCCGCCCCACUCCGGUCGCUGGGACCGCCCUCCCGCCGCCGGCGCGCGAAACGGCGGGACCGGGCGGGGCCGGCGCGAGGAGGGCGACGAACUGCGGGGCGGGAGCUCGGCAGCGAAGCGCGCGGCGAUGGCGUCGCGGAGGGCCCGGGCGUCGUCGCGCGAGCCCAGGCGGCGGCCCCAGUCGCGUCCGUCUCGGGCACGCCCGGGUCGGAGAAACCUCGGAUCCCGGGGCGGGCGCGGCCGUGGCAGCGGUUUCUCGGCGCGCCUUCUGGGACGACGCCCCCCGAGGCGCCGCGAGCCCGGCUGGCGGGUGCGGGCACCACCUCGCGCGUGCCGUCCGUCGCUCGCCGCGCCCGCCCGCCCGGCGGGAGCCAGGUACCUAGCGCUCUCCGCGAGCCUCCCGGCCCGCGGAAGGCGGCGGUUCAAAGACUGCGCGGCCUGAGUCGGCCCGCGGGCGCCCACGAGGAGCCCGGGGAGGCGGAAGGAGGACCGCCGAGGAGGAAGGGCGUCCGAGGACGCCCGCCCACCCGGUCGGUCAAUCGUCCCGCGGAUGCGUGGGCGGCGGGACCUGCGCGGCCCUCCUCCCUGGCGGUGGAGGGCCGUGAGCAGCCCGCCGCCGUGCCCUCAGCGGGAGGCGCGGCUGGCGUCGCAGGCACCGGGCGGGUUCGGUCGCGUGGCCCCCUUCCCGUCCUCGGGAAGGGAGCCAGCGGCUCUCCCCGCCCCAACGCCUUCGUCCCUAAGUUCAGACCCGAUGCCCGGGCGCCCGCCGGGAGCUCGUCCGUUCGCGGAGGAGCGCGGCGUCCGGCGGUCGGUCCCGUCGCCCCCGUCGCCCCAUCCACUCUUCCCCACCCCACCCCGGUUUUUACGCGGUCGGUGGCGGGGCGCGAGGACGUUGCGUUGGCGGUCGUCGGGGCCGGGUCGGCCGUGGUGCCGGCUCGGGCGGGUCCCGAGGGAGCGGGCCUGCCCGCGCGGCUGUCUGUGGCGACACGGCUGCCCGCUGGGGUUCCCGGUCCCCUCCCUUCCCCGCCCGGGGUUACGACGGUGCCGGGACCUGCCGGGGCGCGGUCGGUGCGCGAGGCGAGACUCGCGCCAGGAGGAGGAGGCGUCGGAAAGUCAGGGAGAGAAGGAGGAGAGCGGGCGGCACGCGCGCGUGCGGUGGAGAAGCGGGAGGAGGAGGAGGAGGCGAAGGAGAGGGUUUCGCGAGGCGCCCAGGUUGCGAACCCGACCCUCGCCCCACCACCACCCCACCCGCCGCAUCUGCUCCGUCCGCCGCCUCUGCCGGCCGUUUUCUUCCCCUCUCCUGGCCGACGGCGCCCCGCGUGCACUCCUGGCGCCGUCCGCCCCGCUUCCGCUCGCCCGGCGCCCGCGGUGAUGCCUCUCGUUCCUCCGCUGGGCGUUCUUCCCCUCCGAGGCGGUGUUGUUACGAAUCGGGCCUCCUCCGGGGCGGCGCUUUCCCAGCGGCGGCGUGGAGGUGGGGCCGGCGGGCGGCCGCCGCGCCCCAUCUCGCCCGGGGUCCCCCCAUCCGACUGCGACCUCAGAUCAGACGUGGCGACCCGCUGA
Molecule: messenger RNA, 1791 nt
Organism: Mauremys reevesii (Reeves's turtle)
Lineage: Eukaryota; Metazoa; Chordata; Testudines; Geoemydidae
Product: collagen alpha-1(I) chain-like
Exons: 3
Coding region: 1-1791 (596 amino acids)
Source: RefSeq, a predicted model, not a curated record